Molecule: messenger RNA, 1851 nt
Organism: Vanderwaltozyma polyspora DSM 70294
Lineage: Eukaryota; Fungi; Ascomycota; Saccharomycetes; Saccharomycetales; Saccharomycetaceae
Gene: DAS1
Product: SCF ubiquitin ligase complex subunit DAS1
Exons: 1
Coding region: 1-1851 (616 amino acids)
Molecular function (GO): protein binding
Source: RefSeq, a predicted model, not a curated record
AUGUCUUUGAAAAGGAAGUAUUUAGAUGAUUGUGAUAGGGACAGUUUCACUUUCCCUCUACAAUCUUUACCUGAUGAGCUGAUUCAAGAAUUAUUCUCACAUCUACCACAAUCGGAUAAAUUGAGCCUAUGUCUCCUAAACAAAAGGUGUAAUAAAAUCGCAACAAAGUUAUUGUACAGAAGAAUUUACUUGAAUGAUUCUAACGUGGUUAAAAGCGAUUUCAUGGACUUAGCAAUAAACUGGUCUUUAUUACACAUACCGUCUUUCUUAUUCGAAGAUGAAUCGAGAGCAAUUGCCAACCAUAAACUAUCCUUAUUAAUUAGUACACUACUAAACAAAAAGUUAUGUGUAGAGUCAGUACAAUGGAUUAGAAUCAAUUGGGAUUUAGAUUCAAAUUUACAAAGAAAGAUAUUAUCAAUUUUAUGCAAUUUCGGAAAAUCUAUACAGAGAUUGGAAAACAUCACUGACCCAGGUUGUAAUGACAUAAUCUCAACCGGUGCUAUCUCUUCUGAAAAAGUAACAAGUUUUGAUUUAGCACCUCCAAAUUCAUUACCUGAAAUGACUGUACCGAAUGAUUACAUACCAAAUUCUCAAAUGUAUUUGAGACAAAGAAUUUCCUCAAGAUUAUCUCAUAUGACUUUAUUUAUCGAUCCUCUAAAGUUAUUCAAUUACUUAUAUCCUUUGGAGAAUAAAUUACAGAUUGUAGAUUUGAAACUACAUUGGAGAAGUGAAUUUUACGAAUCAAAAUACUUUUUGAAAAGAAUACGAAAAAAUAAAUUUGAGAAAUUAUCAAAUAUCUUUGACGUCAGGUCAUUAAAAGUAUUAACCAUCAUCUCAUGGAAUGAAAACUUAAUGGAAAGAGAAAUAGAAAUGAUCAAAGAUUUUAAAGAAUUUACCUAUAUCGAAGACUUAUCCUUAAUUUCAAUAAAACAAGAUACUUCAAUUUUAGUUCCACUUUUUUCUAAAUUAACAAAAUUGAAAAGAUUAAAAAUGGAUUUCCUAGAUGAUUAUCUACCUGAGUCCACGAAUCCUGAAAUUUUUUUAACAAUGAUGUUGUCUUGUAAAAAUUUGCAAUUUAUCGAUAUGAGAUUUCAAGGUUUAGAUCCUUCAAUUAUUUCAAUUGCAGAAGUAAUUGAUAGGGAUAAUUCUGCAUCACAGGAUAAUGAAUCAAAUGAAGCAAGUAAUAAAUUCAUAUUAUCGCAACAUUGUCAAUGUGAAAGUUGUGAUCAUGUAUUUAAUGAGAUAUUAAAGAAAAAAAUUUUCUUAUUCCCUGAAGAUUAUUAUUUCCAAGAUGUAAAUGAUAUUGCAGCAAAGGAUAUCUUUAAAAUGAUGCGAUAUUUGUCAUUAUUGCCUUAUUCAAAAGCUUGUGAUUAUUAUCCAAGUGUAAGGACACAGCCUAUGAAUUUAAAAGAAUUUGUUAAGAAAAUGAAUGAAAAUUUAUUAAUUUACAGACAAAGUAGAAACCAACUUAUAAAAGAGGAAAUCAAGUCAACAGAUAUAGAUGAUAUAUUAAAUGACAUACAACGUGCAACUUAUUCUUUACCACAUCCAGCAUUAACUGAAAAUGAUGUUAUUUGUUGUUACCAUGCCUUAAUUCAUCAGUUCAAGACAACAUAUGUAGCAUUUUUGAAAAGAUUCCCAAGAUUAAGAUUUUUAAUGUUGAAUGAUAUUCCAACAGUAGUUGUUGAAGAAAACAAUGAACGUGUAUUUGAACCUAUUUUUUAUCACCGUGACUAUGUAACGAAUUUAACAGGAUGGUCGAAAUUUGAUUCUGGAGAGGAAGAAAAUGAACAUGACGGGAAUGGAAAUGAUUCACUAGAUACAUUGACAAGAAAAAUAUCAGCAUUUUAG